AUGAUUGUCUUGUGUUGGUUCUUGCGCCAUAACUCCUACAAUGGAUUCCGGCUGGAAGAGCUCGAGGCAUUGGCCUCCCUGGAGGGCGUGACCUCUGCGUCGCUCUGGAGCGGAUGCCAGCGGCCAGAUUCGCACUCGGAGAACCAAUUCGUGUUUGUAAACGUUCCUGACGAGGCCGUGUGCCACGCCCUCAUGAAGCGAUCUCUCCUCAUCAAGGCCUUUAUUGAGGUUCGCCCGCAGCGAUUCUUGCCAGAGGUUUGGGCGGAAGGAGAGACUUACGAAGCGGUUCUCCAGGAGCUGCAAGGGCGAAGGAUGCCCGACUUCCGAAAGUGGGUAAACGCGGACCGCACUUGGGCCUUCAAGGUUGGAGCCUUUGGAAAGUGCCUCAGUAGCGACGAGCAGCGCCGUAAAAUGACCUUUUUUGCUUCUCUGUUCAAGGGGAAUGAGAAGGUGGACUUGGAAAACCCGGCCACGACCUUAGUCGUGGCGGAGGGGCUGGUAGGUCCAGACCAUGUCGUCUUAGAUCCCUUCGUUGGCACGGGAAGUGUGCUUAUUGCAGCAGCUCACUAUGGUGCCUUCUGCGUUGGCUCAGACAUUGACAUCCGCGUGCUAAAAGGAUACGGCGUGUCAUAUAUGAAUCCGCAUUUGUCUCUGGAAAACAAGAAAACGGAUAUAUUCCGCAACUUUGAUGAAUACGGACUUUGUCGGCCUGAGAUCAUCCGCUGCGACAAUGCCGCAUGGGUUUGGCGGCUCCCAUACGAAGAGAGGGCUUUCAGCAAGCUGGACGAGCUGCCGCAACUCCCGCAGCAGGGAGACAGCGAAGACCCUGGGGCAGUGCGCCCCGCGUAUUUGACAAGAAACCUUAGAGGAGGGAAGCCAUGGGUGGACUGUAUCAUGACGGACCCUCCCUACGGGAUUCGUGCGGGCGCCAGACAAUCGGGCCACUUGAAGAAAUACAAGCGAAACGAACACACACGAAGCAACGAAGACCGACUGACAUACAUCCCCCCCACUGUGGUCUACAGUUCGCGAGCACUUGUGAGCGAUUUGUUAAAUCUAUCGUCGCGCCUUCUUGUCGACGGUGGACGUCUUGUGUUUCUGCUGCCCGUCGAACUGUCUACGUAA
This is a messenger RNA of Cyclospora cayetanensis, 1125 nucleotides long. Its product is annotated as tRNA (guanine(10)-N2)-methyltransferase homolog. The record is from RefSeq and is a predicted model, not a curated record. NCBI's taxonomy places the organism in Eukaryota, Apicomplexa, Conoidasida, Eucoccidiorida, Eimeriidae. Gene Ontology annotation, cellular component: cytoplasm. The coding region runs from base 1 to 1125 and encodes 374 amino acids. The transcript has 8 exons.